GAGAAGAGGCAGCAGGAACGGAGAGGAGCGAUCAGCAGGGAAACGAUGCACCUGUACCAUCCCAUAGAGCUGCUGGGGACCAGCUGGAUGCUCCUGGCAGGGCUGCUGGUGCCUUUGCAACAGGCUGCAGAAGCAGAGAGAGCCCUGCCAAGAAGAGUGGUCGUGGUGGGAUCCUCCGUGCUGCUUGCUGGGCCAGCUGAUGCUGCGCACAUCCACUCUGCACAGUGGGAGUACCUCAAUGGCACCAUCUCCCAUGCCAUUGUGCAGUACGAUGAGGGGUCGCACGACGUGGCCAUCCACCCACCCUACGUGGGACGAGCCCUUUUCCAUCCAUCCAAUGGAUCUCUCCUCCUGGAGGACCUACAGGAAAGCGACAGUGGCAUCUACAAAGUGACCUUCAACCUGGCAGAAAGGGAGAGCCUGAAGAUCUUGCUGGAUGUUCUCAAGCCCGUGUCUCGCCCUCAGCUCUGGAGCAGUGGCCUGGUGGCCAAGGCCACCGGUGAGGUGCUCUGUGAGGUGGUGGAGGGCAGGGUGGACACCAUCACCUGGAAGAAGGACGGGCAGAUGCUUCCCCGGGGCAGAGGUUUCUACGUCUCCAGCAGCCUCAGCAUUUUGCACCUGAGGGCGGUGAAGAAGUCGGACUGCGGCUCCUACUCCUGCAACGCCAGCAACGGGAUAAGCUGGCAGGAGACCUCCCUGAACGUCACUGUUGCAGGUCUCUCUCCUCCCCUGAAGGAUAUGCUGAGGAUUGCAGUGGUCGCCGUGGUCUUUGCUGCUGUCUCGGGAUGGGGAUUAAUUUUUCCUGUCUGCCAGUCCGAAAAGCUGCGAAUAAGGGGGGAGCUGUGGCGGUGGCUCAGCGCCUACACCUGCGGGCUGGUCUGCAUCUCCUCCAUCCUGGCUGGCACUGCCGGGCUCCUCUGGAUGCGAGAAGAAGGCCCAUCCAUUGCCAUCAUAUUGCCGGAGAUUGUCCUUCUGUACGUGAUUGUGGUCACCUUCCUGGUGGCCGCCAACGUGACCUUCCAGCCUACAAAGCUCAUCCAGUUCAAAAGCACAACCGCACAGCGCACGAUGGGCUACGCGGCUCCCGGCGGGGUGCUCUUGGUGGUGCUGACGAGCAGCUUCCACAUAAAGAACAUCCACCAUCGCCACGAGGAUGGCUGCACGGCGUUUGUGGACGUGACAGCCCUCGCUGUGAGCACGGCGGCAGUGUCAGCCCUCCCGCUCCUCGCCAUCUUCCUCUGCUAUCACACCACACAGGGGUGGCAGAACGAACAUGACCCCGGCUGUGCCGACAAGGAAAGGUCCUUCAGGUCCUUUGAAAUGUCCCCGCCCAUCAGCAAGGAUCCUGUUCCCACCUGCUAGACAUUGAGGGUGUUUCACACUUGGCUGACUCAACCCAAUUUCUCCCCAACUUUGAGUCUCAGUAGGGCUGAGCCUCCAAUGUACUGAUGAUAAACAGCAAUUAAACGAAUCAUUUCUGCCUUUU
Oxyura jamaicensis (ruddy duck) is the source of this 1486-nucleotide messenger RNA. RefSeq lists its product as uncharacterized. The transcript is spliced from 11 exons. NCBI's taxonomy places the organism in Eukaryota, Metazoa, Chordata, Aves, Anseriformes, Anatidae. Bases 46 to 1362 code for a protein of 438 amino acids. The record is from RefSeq and is a predicted model, not a curated record.